AUGACAACCAUGAACCUAGCGAAGAACUCAUUCUUCAAUGUUUCCAAGGCCUUCUUCCCUCGAAACCCUUCUUUGUUCCCUUUUCGUUUCUCUAGGGUUUCCUUCAUCACCUCUGCUUCCAAAUACUUUGAUCAGGGACAAAAUGCAGCAGAAGAAGCGAAAGAUUCAGUGAAGGAAACAGUUUCGGAAGGAACCGAAAAGACUAAGGAAACUGCAAAGGAAGGUAUGGAGAAAGCUAAAGAGAAAACCAAGGAGGUGAAGGAUACUGCUGGUGACGUGGCACAAGGAGUGAAGGAGAAGACUAGUGACGUGGCUGGAUCUGUGGCUGAUAAAGCGAAGCAAGGAACGGAGAAGGCAACUGAGAUGGCUCAGAAUUUAGGGGAGAAGGCUAAACAGACGGUGCAGGGUGCAUGGGGAGCGGCUAAAGAGACGAGUCAGAAGAUUAAAGAGAGUGUGGUUGGAAAGGAUGAAAGUGACUAUUCUACUACUGAUGAUGAAAUUGAAGAACUUAAGAAGAGAGGUGAUGGUAAGAAAAAUGACUGGAAGUAA
Telopea speciosissima is the source of this 549-nucleotide messenger RNA. RefSeq lists its product as uncharacterized. The record is from RefSeq and is a predicted model, not a curated record. Bases 1 to 549 code for a protein of 182 amino acids. The transcript is spliced from 2 exons. Lineage: Eukaryota; Viridiplantae; Streptophyta; Magnoliopsida; Proteales; Proteaceae.